GGUCGUCACGGUGCUGUAUCUCUAAAUAAGUAACUGAAAAUUCAAUAGAUUACUGUACUGAAGUGGUCAUUACCUCUUUAAGAAGAGCAUCCGUCCUAUCACCACUUUAAGGAGAGCUGUGGCAGAGUUUGCGGCCUCGGGAAGUGCUGGGAGCGCGGAGCUGCCGCCUGCCGCCAUGAAUCCGGACCUACGCAGGGAGCGCGAGUCGGCGACCUUCCUCACCGAGAGCCUCACACAUCUCCUGGAUGGCGGGCCCGAGAAAACCCGGCGUCGUCGGGAGAUCGAAUCUCUUGCACUUAAUGAUCCUGAGCUCCAACAUGAAGACCCGAACUUCAUGACCUAUAGUGAGCGUUAUGAUGUAGCAGUGAAGAAGAGUUCUCUGAUGGUUAAAAAGAUCCAGGAAAAUGCUAUCUCAAACCCAGAGGAAAUCAUGUUCUUCAAGAGGUAUGUGCAUCGUGGACGGCCUGAGCCUCUAGAUCUCCACCUAGGCAUGUUUCUGCCCACCAUUCUCAACCAGGCUACUCCUGAACAACAAGAUCGCUUCUUCAUGCCAGCUUGGAAUCUUCAAAUCAUUGGCACCUAUGCACAGACUGAGAUAGGCCAUGGCACAUUCAUCCGUGGUUUGGAGACAACGGCAACAUAUGAUCCUUCCACCCAAGAGUUUGUGCUGAACAGCCCAACUGUGACAUCAAUCAAAUGGUGGCCUGGAGGAUUGGGGAAAACUUCAAACCAUGCCAUUGUCCUCGCUCAGCUUUACACCCAAGGCCAGUGUAAGGGGCUGCAUGCUUUCAUUGUGCCCAUCCGCAAGAUGGGCACCCACGAACCCUUGCCUGGUGUGGUAGUGGGUGAUAUUGGACCGAAGUUUGGAUAUGAUCAGGUGGACAAUGGCUUCCUAAAGCUGGAGAAUAUCCGAAUUCCUCGUGAAAACAUGCUAAUGAGAUAUGCAAAGGUGAUGCCAGAUGGGACUUACCUGAAGCCUCCAAGUGAUAAGCUAACGUAUGGUACAAUGGUCUUCAUACGUUGCAUGAUAGUGGGAGAAUCAGCACAUGUAUUGUCUCAAGCAUGUACCAUUGCUGUCCGUUACAGUGCUGUCCGACACCAGUCAGAGCUGAAACCUGGUGCUCCAGAACCACAGAUACUGGAUUAUCAGACUCAACAGUACAAGCUGUUUCCCUUAUUGGCAACUGCCUACGCCUUCCGCUUUGUGGGAAACUUCAUGAGAGACAUGUACCAACGUAUCACUGGGGAUAUCAACGAUGGAGACUACAGUCAGUUGCCUGAGCUUCACUCCCUGUCUGCCGGACUGAAGGCCUUCACCACCUGGGUGGCCACUGCAGGAAUUGAGGACUGUCGUAUGGCUUGUGGGGGUCAUGGGUACUCGCGCUCCAGUGGUCUCCCUGACAUCUAUGUCACAUUCACACCCUCCUGCACUUACGAAGGAGAGAACACGGUGAUGAUGCUGCAGACUGCUAGAUACCUGUUUAAGAGUUAUUCUCAGGCUAAGUCUGGACAGAGGCUGUCGGGCACCGUGUCGUACCUGAGUGACUUACACAGCCACAUCCAGCCCCAGCAAGUAGCUAGCCGGCCCCCAGUGAUCGACAUCGAUGAUGUCAGGAGGCUGGUGGAAGCCUACAAACUGCGAGCAGCCAGUCUAGUUGAGGGAGCUGCACAUAAUUACCAUGUAGAGCUGGGACGCAGAAACAGCAAGGAGGAAGCCUGGAACAACACUGCCAUCGAUCUGGUCAGAGCAUCAGAGGCUCAUUGUCACUACGUGGUAGUGAAGCUGUUUGCAGCCAAGCUGUCUGAGAUCACAGACGUCUCAAUCCAUGAUGUUCUCUGUACGCUUUUCCAGUUGUAUGCCCUGUAUGGAAUCAGCAAGAAUUCGGGAGACUUUUUACAUGCUGGGAUCUUUAACGACCAGGAGAUUUGCCAGGUGCAGCGACGUGUGAAGGAGCUGCUUGCUGCAAUCCGACCCAAUGCUGUGGCUCUUGUGGAUGCCUUCGAUUACCCCGACGCCAUUCUUUCAUCAGUGCUUGGCCGCUACGAUGGCAACGUUUAUGAGCACAUGUUCGAAUGGGCAAAAUGUUCACCUCUGAAUAAAACUGAGGUUCAUGAAUCAUUCUACAAAUAUCUGAAGCCCCUGCAAUCCAAACUCUGAGAGUCUGCUGAUGGUUCUUUGCACAAGAAGUUGGACACAGCCGUAGAUCAAACUCUAAAUCUUUAAUUUCAGUCCUUACAGCUGCUG
Messenger RNA from Hypanus sabinus (Atlantic stingray), 2245 nucleotides. It is a transcript of the gene acox1, whose product is annotated as acyl-CoA oxidase 1, palmitoyl. Gene Ontology annotation, cellular component: peroxisome. Gene Ontology annotation, biological process: lipid homeostasis; very long-chain fatty acid metabolic process; fatty acid beta-oxidation using acyl-CoA oxidase. Bases 176 to 2158 code for a protein of 660 amino acids. The transcript has 14 exons. The record is from RefSeq and is a predicted model, not a curated record. Lineage: Eukaryota; Metazoa; Chordata; Chondrichthyes; Myliobatiformes; Dasyatidae. Gene Ontology annotation, molecular function: FAD binding; fatty acid binding.